Nerophis lumbriciformis (worm pipefish) is the source of this 960-nucleotide messenger RNA. The record is from RefSeq and is a predicted model, not a curated record. NCBI's taxonomy places the organism in Eukaryota, Metazoa, Chordata, Actinopteri, Syngnathiformes, Syngnathidae.
AUGGGCGACUGGAGCCUGCUGGGGAACGUCCUGGAGGAAGUCCAGGAGCACUCCACGUCGGUAGGCAAGGUGUGGCUGACGGUUCUCUUCAUCUUCCGCAUCUUGGUCCUGGGCACGGCGGCCGAGUCGUCGUGGGGUGACGAGCAGAGCGACUUCCUGUGCGACACGCAGCAGCCCGGCUGUACCAACGUUUGCUACGACCGCGCCUUCCCCAUCGCUCACAUUCGUUACUGGGUGCUGCAGAUCGUCUUCGUCUCCACACCGUCCCUUAUCUACAUGGGUCACGCCGUGCACACCGUGCGAAGCGAGGAGAAGCGACGGCGCCGGCUUGAGGAGGAGCACCAGGAUGGAUCAGAGGUUGAGAAGGAGCGCCUACGAGAGAGUGAGGCCCGUCCGCGCCUGCGAGGUCCACUCCUGCACACGUACGUCCUCAGCAUCCUCAUCCGCACCGCCAUGGAGGUCAUCUUCAUUGCCGUGCAGUACAUGAUCUAUGGAGUCUUCCUCAAGGCGCUCUACCUGUGCACGGCCGCUCCCUGCCCCAACCCGGUCAACUGCUACAUGUCGCGGCCUACCGAAAAGAAUAUUUUCAUCGUUUUUAUGCUAGCGGUAGCCGCCGUAUCGCUAGUGCUGUCUGUGUUGGAGCUUUACUACUUGGGUUGGAAGAGCCUAAGGGCGUGCGUACGACAGAGGGCCUCCGUUAAAGGACUGCCAAACCCGGACGAGCCCCCAAAUCCCCCCCCACUAGCACCGCCUCCUGACUUCAGCCGCUGUGUGGCCCCCGUUCCCUUCAGCGACCGCGUGGCACUGCAGCAGAACUCGGCCAAUAUGGCGGCCGAGCGCCACCGCAGCGACCUGGAGGACGACGAAGAUUUCUUGCGCAGGUACGACCAGGACAACCGACGGCUGAGCAAGUACAGCGGAAGCAGCGGGCGGGGCCGACCGAAUGACCUGGCCAUUUAA